CAACGAGGGCCGAGCCAGGCGGAUUGCUGGUAUACGAGUAUAUAAGCCUGAGCGCCAGCCACCAGACUUUACAUUCAGUCAAAACGUUCAGUGACUUCAACGCACUCAACAACCAACAAAAAAAACUUAUUUAUUCGCCAUGGCAAUCCAAACCGUCGCCGUAUUCGCCUGCGUGCUCGCCGCCGCAAUCGCCGCCCCAGCAUACCCGACUCCGGCUGCUUACCCAGCACCCGCCGCCGCCUACCCAGCACCCGCUUACUCCGCACCCAAGUCUUACGCCCCGGAACCCGCCUACGCCCCGGCCCCGUACAACUUCGAAUACAGCGUGCACGAUGACGCCACAUACGACAUCAAGAGCCAAUCCGAAUACAGCGACGGCAACGGAUACGUCAAGGGAUCCUACAGCCUUGUCGAACCCGAUGGCACCAAGAGAAUCGUCGAAUACACCGCCGACGACUACAACGGUUUCGUCGCCGAAGUGAAGAAAGAAGGCACACCCUCUUACAGCUCCGCCCCGGCCUACAAGCCCGCAUACAAGGCCCCAGCUUACCCAGCUGCCCCAGCCUACCCAUCGGCCCCAGCUUACCCAGCAGCCGCCCCAGCCUACAAGCCAGCUUACUCCGCUCCGGCUUACUCCGCCCCGGCUUACUCUGCCCCGGCUUACACCACACCAGCUUACCCAGCUGCCCCAGCCUACCCAGCUGCCCCAGCCUACCCAGCUGCCCCAGCUUACGGAUACUCCACCCCCGCCCCAGCCUACAAGCAAUCGUACGCCGCCCCAGCAUACAAACAAUACUACGUCGCCGUAUUCGCCUGCGUGCUCGCCGCCGCAAUCGCCGCCCCAGCAUACCCGACUCCGGCUGCUUACCCAGCACCCGCCGCCGCCUACCCAGCACCCGCUUACUCCGCACCCAAGUCUUACGCCCCGGAACCCGCCUACGCCCCGGCCCCGUACAACUUCGAAUACAGCGUGCACGAUGACGCCACAUAUGACAUCAAGAGCCAAUCCGAAUACAGCGACGGCAACGGAUACGUCAAGGGAUCCUACAGCCUUGUCGAACCCGAUGGCACCAAGAGAAUCGUCGAAUACACCGCCGACGACUACAACGGUUUCGUCGCCGAAGUGAAGAAAGAAGGCACACCCUCUUACAGCUCCGCCCCGGCCUACAAGCCCGCAUACAAGGCCCCAGCUUACCCAGCUGCCCCAGCCUACCCAUCGGCCCCAGCUUACCCAGCAGCCGCCCCAGCCUACAAGCCAGCUUACUCCGCUCCGGCUUACUCCGCCCCGGCUUACUCUGCCCCGGCUUACACCACACCAGCUUACCCAGCUGCCCCAGCCUACCCAGCUGCCCCAGCCUACCCAGCUGCCCCAGCCUACCCAGCUGCCCCAGCUUACGGAUACUCCACCCCCGCCCCAGCCUACAAGCAAUCGUACGCCGCCCCAGCAUACAAACAAUACUAAUUUAUAAUGAAUUCUAGAAACAAAUAAUUUAUUGUAUUUUUGUGUAAAUAAAAUUUCAAAUUGCCAAAUCAA
Molecule: messenger RNA, 1534 nt
Organism: Rhopalosiphum maidis (corn leaf aphid)
Lineage: Eukaryota; Metazoa; Arthropoda; Insecta; Hemiptera; Aphididae
Product: cuticle protein-like
Exons: 3
Coding region: 140-1462 (440 amino acids)
Cellular component (GO): extracellular matrix
Source: RefSeq, a predicted model, not a curated record